CUUAAGAUUUUUCGUAAUGGAUCCUUUAUUAGGUGAAUUAACUGACGACGAAGACUUUUUAGAAUUAGUGAGACAACAUGAACGGCUAAGGAGACCACAAACAGUACGAUUUCGACCAAACAAUUUCGAAAAAUGGAAUGACGUGGAUUUUAAAAAAAGAUUUCGACUUGCUAAACCUAUUGUGAAUUAUUUAAUAGAGGAAAUUUCCGGUUUAAUUGCAUCUAAAACAAACAAAAAUCAUGCUUUAACACCAGCUGACAUGGUAUUUAUCACAUUACGGUUCUUAGCAACAGGAUGUUUUCUACAAAGUGUUGGUGAUAUCAGUGGUGUAGACAAGUCUACUACGAGCCGCGUGAUUACAAAAGUAACUAGAGCUAUAGCAUCUUUAAGCAAGGACUUUAUUAAAAUGCCAAUGGGAGUGGAAGAUAGAAAUUCAAAGGCACAAGGAUUUUAUAAUAUUUGUCGCUUUCCAAGAUGCAUAGGAGCAGUUGAUUGUACGCAUGUGAAGAUACAAUCUCCUGGAGGGGCAAAUGCAGAGAAUUACCGCAAUAGGAAAGGAUUUUUUUCAUUUAAUGUCCAAGCAAUUUGUGACAGCGAUUUGAAAAUAUCUAACAUUGUGUGUAGAUGGCCUGGUUCUACACAUGAUUCAAUGAUUUUUAGAAAUUCUAGAGUAAAGGCUGAGUUUGAAAAUGGAGUAUAUGGAAAUAAUUUAUUACUAGGGGACAGUGGGUAUGGAGUAAAACCAUACCUAAUAACCCCUUUGGCGAAUCCAACAACGAGGGCUGAAAACUUAUUUAACGAAGCUCAGAUAAGAACAAGAAACCCAAUAGAAAGGUGUUUUGGUGUACUAAAAAGAAGAUUUCCUAUAUUAGCGACAGGAAUCCGUUUAAAUGUUGAUAAAGUAGAAGCAAUAGUGGUUUCCGCUACUGUUCUUCAUAACAUAGCGUGUCAUUUUGCAGAUCCAACACCAUUAGUAACUGAUGAAAUUGACGGAAGUCAAAGCGGAAAUAAACAUUGGAAAUAAUAUAAGAGAACAUGUUCCAAAUGACUUGGGUGAUAUAAAUAAUAGUUUUAGAUAUAGUUUAAUUAAUGAAUAUUUUGAAUCACUGUAAAUAUGUUAUUUUACGAUAUAGAAUAUAUUGCUGAGUAUUAAUUAUUUACAUCUAGAACUAAUUAUUUACGUCUAGAAAAUGUUUCAAUAUUAUUUUACUAAAACAUUCUUAAAAUGUCUUAAUGUUUUAAAGUCAAAAUAACUUGUUAAUUAAUUAAAUUGUGAUUAUAAUUACCGUAAAAUAAAUUACCAUUACAUACUCUUGUAUAUAUUUUGAUUUAUGUAUAUAAUAUUAAUAUUUUUUAUUGUAUGUAUAGGAUUAUUUUUAUAUUUUUGAUAAUUCUGAUUAUAAGUAGAUAAUUAAAUAACAAUAAUUAAUAAAUGAUAUUAAAUUAAUACAAUUCAGUAUACUUGUUUGUACUAGAUAUGUAAUAUGUAAAAGAAAUAAAACGAUAUAAUAUGUAUGCAUAUUUUCAAAAUUCAUAUAUAUUGUGUGUUAAGUGUUUAUAUGAUAUUUUUUAAUAAUUAUAUAUUUACAGAGUAUUUAUUGGUCAAUUAUUUUUUUUAUUAGUUCCUUGCUAAAUUUUAAAAAUUGAAUUCUCUCAUCAUGCUCCCUUUCUUGCUGCCUCAUAAAGGCUUCUUGCUUUUCUUGCAUUUGAGACAUUUUUAAAUUGUGCUGUUCUAGGAAACAUUUCUUUUGAAGCUCAGCUAGUUCAAUUUUUGAACUACUCCAAUCUGUUAAUUUUUUUGUUAAACCCCUUACA
This is a messenger RNA of Sitophilus oryzae (rice weevil), 1815 nucleotides long. RefSeq names its product putative nuclease HARBI1. NCBI's taxonomy places the organism in Eukaryota, Metazoa, Arthropoda, Insecta, Coleoptera, Curculionidae. Bases 17 to 1024 code for a protein of 335 amino acids. The record is from RefSeq and is a predicted model, not a curated record. The transcript is spliced from 2 exons.